Messenger RNA from Syngnathus typhle (broad-nosed pipefish), 4700 nucleotides. It is a transcript of the gene zbtb46, whose product is annotated as zinc finger and BTB domain containing 46. Gene Ontology annotation, molecular function: RNA polymerase II cis-regulatory region sequence-specific DNA binding; DNA-binding transcription factor activity, RNA polymerase II-specific; protein binding. Bases 305 to 2830 code for a protein of 841 amino acids. The record is from RefSeq and is a predicted model, not a curated record. Gene Ontology annotation, biological process: regulation of transcription by RNA polymerase II. The transcript has 7 exons. Lineage: Eukaryota; Metazoa; Chordata; Actinopteri; Syngnathiformes; Syngnathidae.
GACACGGAAGAGCAGGGGAGGGAGAAGCUGGGAGAGCGAGAGAAAGCGGGGCUGUGGAGUGGGAGAAAACACGGGGAAUUACACUUGGCAGAAAAGACACGCAUUAGAGAGGACAGAGCUUUCCGAGUGGACAUCCCUCCCCCCCGCCCCGCCACACUGCACUCAUCCUCCUUUACCGUGUUGUUUCUCGGGGCUGUCACACCACAUUGGACUCGGAGGGAAGCGACACCGAUCGCCGUGCAGCCCAUUCAGAGCCCAUGGGGUAACAGAAUUGUGGAAGAGAGGCUUUUGUUCAGAUACCCAGAUGAACAACAGGAAGGAGGACAUGGAGAUCUCCUCUCACUACCGUCAGCUCCUUCGAGAGCUCAACGAGCAGCGGCAGCACGGCAUCCUCUGUGACGCCUGUGUCAUCGUGGAUGGAAAGAUCUUCAAGGCCCACAAGAACGUCCUCCUGGGCUCCUCACGUUACUUCAAGACUCUUUACUGCCAGGUUAAAAAAGGUUCAGAGCCUCAUCAUCAGACUACAGUCACUCAUCUGGAUAUCGUGACGGCGACAGGCUUCAAAGCCAUUCUCGACUUCAUGUACUCUGCUCACCUCGCCCUCACAAGUAAGAACGUCAUUGAGGUCAUGUCUGCGGCCAGCUACCUGCAGAUGACAGACAUCGUCCAAGCGUGCCACCGCUUCAUCAAGGCCGCCCUCGACAUCAGCAUCCGCUCCGAGAUGGCUGACGAACUGGCCGAAUUUGAAAUGGGACCCGUCGUCACGGCUGGCAUUGGAGGUGGCGGUGGAGGCGGCGGAGGUGGAGUUGGCAUAACUGGAGCAGGGGGAGUACCCGGAGUGGGCUUGGGAGGCGGUGGGAUAGUAGGAAUGGCUUCCGAAGCCCUCGCCUCCAUCAUGUCUGGUCGCAGCACUUCUCCCUGGCUGGCACGUCGCACAAGCCCCGCCAACUCCUCCGGGGACUCUGCCAUCGCCAGCUGUCACGAGGGAGGCAGCACGUAUGGCAAGGAGGACCAAGAACCCCCCAAAAGUCACGAGAGCCAGGAGGAAACCUGUCACGACUCUCAGCCUGCUUGGCCGCAUGACUACAGACCUGUUAGCGUCAAAGAGGAGCAGGUGUCUCCUGCCUCUUCCUCGCACCCCCGGGACAACCCCAGGGGUGCAGCCCAGAGCCAACGGGAUCCGGUGAUAGGGGGCCCAAAUGCAGGUGGGGAUGGAUCCUGGCAGCCCUUAUCAGGAUCGGGAAGGAGGAAGAACAGGAAGAACAAGGACACAGUCAGACAUAUAACCCAGCAGGCGGAGAGGAACUGGGAAGGAGAGCGGCAAAGGGAGAGAGACAGAGACAGCAGGCCUGGAUCUCCGCUUCCAUCCAUGCUAGCUGUGGCCGGCUGGAACUACAAUGGACAGGAUAUCCCAGACGCAGACAUGACCGAGCCCAACAGCUCCGACAGCCGCGGCGAACGCCUCGACUUCUUUCUCAAACAGGAAGAGGCUCUCGCAGCGGAGCCGGGCUUCCUGGGUCCCAACGAAUCAGAGGAGGCGGGAGGUGGCGGAGGCAGAGGCGGCAGUGGGAUGCUCUCGUCGGUAGCCAACCUGAAGGCGGCGCUGAUGAGUAAGAACAGCUUGCUGUCACUGCGGGCUGAGAUGAUAGGAGAUGAUAACCCCUUGCUCUAUGAGUACCUUCCCAAAGGAGGACAUUCCUUGACAUGGCUCCGCUCCAACAACUACUGCAGCACGCUCCGUCCAGGGGCCACAGGGGCCACAAUUCAUAACAAACAGGGGGCUGGCAACUCUCCUCCUCCUCCCCCUCCUACUCUUCUUCCUCCUCAUCUUCGACCAACACCGUUACCGCCAUCAUCAUCAACAUCAUCGUCAUACCGCCCCGCCACCACGCCCACUCCCCCGCUGCCCGCUGAGCCUCGGUCCCUGGAGGCCCCCGGUUUGCAGGCGGGGGCACCCCGGCUACGCUCAGACAACUUGGACAUGGAAGUAGAAGAGGCCCCCGAGGGCCUGGAGUCCUCCACCCUGCCUGAGGACUGUGGAAAAAAAAAAGACGAGCUGAAGGACUAUAACUCAGGCUUGGAAGAUGACCAGUCUCCUAGUGAGACGGAUCAGAUGGCCAAAGCGACUUGUGCUGGUUCUCUGACGGUGCCUACGUCAGUGUUCAUGGGUUACGGCAAGAUGGAGGCUCUGGCGGCGGUGACCAAAGAGACUAAAUCAGGGGUCCUGCCAGAAACCAGUCACUGGACCUCGCAGGGGUUUGCUUGCUCCCUGUGCAAGCGGCUGUUCAGCAGUCUGGAGUAUCUCCGAGAGCACGAGUACCGCCAUACCUUGUCUCUCAUGGCUAUGUCCCUGGACUGGCCAAGCGUGGCCAGCCAGUCUCAGUUUCUGCACUACCCCCAGUCAUUGUAUCGACCCACCGCGGUCGAACCAACCCCUGUGCGCUACCUCUGUUCGCAGUGCCCGGCGAGCUUCACCCUUAAAUCCAACGCAGACCGCCACGAGAAGACCAUCCAUUUUAAGAAAAAGCUCAUGCAGUGUGUCUACUGUCUGAAGCAUUUCAGGGACCGCACAGACCUGCACAGACACCUGUCCUCGGUGCACUCCAAAGAGAGGGGCCACGUUUGCCCGGCGUGUGCAAAGUCUUUUAGCACCCAGAAGAACCUGGCCACCCACAUCAAAGUAUGCUGCCAGGUGGGGUCUGUGCCGGGAACUGUGCUAGGCGGUAGCACGAGCACCUCUCAGGAUGGUGAUCAAGUCCCUCUAUGGAGGCUUUCUGAAGAGAUGAAUGUUGAAAUGAGUGAGCAUAGCAUUUUGGACAUAGCCAACUGAGAAAAAUUCAUGCUGAUCAUAUGAUGAGAAGGCUCCCUUACAAAAUCACUUCGAGCCACUGCUGUGCAAGUUCUUACGCCAGCGGGCUGCACACCUUCCAAAAAGUUCCAGUUUUUCUUUUUAACCCUCAAGACUUGAAUAUUUCCAAGACUUUUGGAGAAACGCUCUGUGGACUGAUGAGUCAAAACAAUUUUGGAAGGUGGGCAGAUAAUUCCGCCACAGCGGUGUAAAAGACUCAUCAGCAAUUAUCACAAACGUUCAAUUAUUGCUGCCAAAUGUGGCACAACUCGCUAUUAGGUUCAGGGUGCAAUUACGUUUUCACAGACGGUCAGAUAGGUUUCUAUUAAUUUUGCCCCUUGGUGAAUAUCGUUUACAAACUGCAUUUUAUAUAUCCCUGAGUUGUUUCAGUGGGAUAUUGAUAAUGGUUUGAAGAAAUGAAACCUUUGCCAGUUAAAAAUAUGCAAAACAAAACUGAAAUCAGUGCAUACUGUACAUUUUUAAAAACAUUUUUAUGCUAUAAACUCAAUAUAUUUUUGUAUUUAAUCUAAAACUUAAAAGUGAAUCAAUUUACACGAUGAUAGUGAAAAUGUCUAUGCAAAGCAAGUCUCAUUACUGUUUAAUGAGUUGAUGUGUUCAGUACUUGAAGUUCUCACGGAUCGGAUAAUCACUUAUUGUGAUGCCAGGCAGCAACUUUUCGUUUUCCCCCCCAAACGAUAUCUUUGUAUGAACCCCUCAAUUAGAAAGAAAGCCCAAUUCAAAAUAAUUCCAAUCUGGCAGAAUGUGUUGUAGCUAAACAACACCGCCAUCUGCAGGACAUCAGUUGCACUGCUCAUUCAGAAACCAUCCAACUAUCAUCCGAGCCGCUUCAUCUUCUCAAAGUUCGCCUGUGUGGUCUAUCCCAGCUAAAAGAUGCUUUAAGACACAUUUACAAGACUUUUGUGUCCACCUCCAGGUGCAGGAUUAGCAGUAGUUUUUAUAUUGUCACCAUAAUAACCUGAGGUUGUCUGCAGUGCAGAUGGAAAGGCUGAGCUGGACAGGACAAAGCAAGGUAAAACAAUGAGCCAGUGGCAGUAAGCUGGGGGUUGGGUAGUGUCAUUUUCUUUCCAUCCUACAUCUGAGAGUGGCAAGAGACCUCAGGCCUGUAAUUGGUCCUCUGUGGCUACAGCCCUCCUUAACCUUUGACCCUGAAUCAAAAGCGGAAGCGGGGAGAGUGGGGCAGAUGCCCUUUAGACCCGAUGAGUUCAGUGACGUCACUGGUGCAGGAGGGAUAAUGAUGGGCUCAGUACUAAAACAAAGGAACUAUCUGCAGGAAAUUGGACAAUGGACUCUCCGUGUCCACCGGUUUAGUUAAAUUCACCCUAAUAUCUGCCAAAGAUUUCUCCUCAGAGUUUACAAUAUUUAAUACAAUAGAAUUGUGGUCGGCAUGGCAAUCUGCUUUUUUCUUGACAAUCAAUCACGCCAUAUUGUUUGAGUCUCAAUGAACAAAUUGUACAGUAGUAGUUGUUUACCAAUUAUAAUGCCAGGAGGUGCAGUUUUCCCAGGCGGCGCGUAGGUUAUUUGGAGAAGGGUGGUGGGCAGCUUUUUUUUCCCCCCAGGUUCUUUUUGAUACCAGCUCCCCACAUGCCAAAUCCUUUCGGACAAAAGAAAAAUCUCAGGUAGCACAGAAGCUGCAACAGGUGGAAGAUAAGGACAAAUCAGGAUCGCUUUUUAAGAUUUAUAUAUUACAGAAGAGUGUGUUGCUGCUUAUUCAGAUGUGUUUUAUCUUUUGAAAAGGUGCUGUAUAAUAGAUGUACUUUUCUAAAAAAAAAAAAAAGACUUUGAGAUCAUGUUUGAGUGCUGAAAUGAAACGUUAAUAAAACGUGCAAACUCC